Messenger RNA from Mizuhopecten yessoensis (Yesso scallop), 744 nucleotides. RefSeq lists its product as uncharacterized. The transcript has a single exon. Lineage: Eukaryota; Metazoa; Mollusca; Bivalvia; Pectinida; Pectinidae. Bases 1 to 744 code for a protein of 247 amino acids. The record is from RefSeq and is a predicted model, not a curated record.
AUGUACCCACUAAUAUUCGCCUUCCUACCUGACAAAUGCCAGAUCACCUACCAACGCCUAUUCGAGAUCGUUAAGACAGCAGCAGCAAACAACAACACACCACUCAAUCCAACCACUACAUUCCUCGACUUCGAGUCUUCAGCCCGUAACGCAGCAGAGACAGUCUUUCCACAAGCGUCGAUCAAAGGUUGUCUAUUCCACUACUGCAAUCGCAUAUGGAGAAAGGUACAGAAACUUGGACUAGCAGACCAGUACACCAACGACAACCUACUCAACCUACAUAUUAGACGAGCUUCAGCAUUGCCACUAGUCCCCAUCAACCAAGUAGAUGAUGUAUGGUUCCACGCAAUUGAAGACUACGAGACCGAUGACGCAAAGAUCACCAAGUUCAACGACUACGUUACUGAGCAAUGGAUCGGGAUGGAGACAGCAAAAUGGAACCACUACUCAACAGUUGGACCCAGAACAACAAACCAUUUAGAAGGAUGGCACCACAAACUCAACAACCAACUUCACAGAGCACACCCAAACCUCUACGUCAUCAUCGAAAAACUCAAGCACACUCAAGCAGCAAAUGAGAUCCGACUUAUCCAGUAUGCAGCUGGUGGCACUAGAAAGACAAGAAAGCUGAAAUACAGAAUCCUAGACUCCAGACUUCAGCGACAGAAACAACGACUCAUUCAAGGGGAAGUUGACAUCUACCAGUAUACAGACACAGUGUCACGCCUGCUGAAACUUCAAUGA